AUGGCCCAGCUUAAACAUAAGAACAGAAAAAACGCCGACGUAAUUUCCAAAUCGCGUGCAGCUAAGGCGUCGCUUCUUACGGGCAUGACUGUGGUCGCGUUUUUGCAAUUGUUGUACCAUGCGUACUGGGCCAUUAGCUCCGUCUAUUCCCAUAGAUUUGGAGGAAAAUUGAACUCGUUGGCCGUUGUGAUUGGUACUCUCGCAUUGAAUCUUUUUGUGACCAUAAAGGUACUUUUAUUCUUUGAGACGCGUUUGUUGAGCGACCAGAUUGAUGCGGAUCACAAGAAGUAUCUUUAG
Sungouiella intermedia is the source of this 297-nucleotide messenger RNA. Lineage: Eukaryota; Fungi; Ascomycota; Pichiomycetes; Serinales; Metschnikowiaceae. The record is from the annotation of a GenBank genome assembly.